GGAACAAACAAAUUUGGGUUUGGGUUACGUUGUGUAUUUUAUUACGAUUUAUUGGAAUUAUUUACGCCAAUCUUAUGAUACAUUGUGGCUUUAUGGCAUAUGAAGUUGGCUGAGACACCAUGGAGGCGACUGAAGACGAUAUGAUCGUGUUGGUGGUCGUUGACGAUGAUGAAAAAACCAAAGGCUUAGAAAAGGAAGCUACAGAGCCGAACUCAGAAUCCAAGAACGAAGUGAAUAAUAUACUUGAAAUUGCACAGAAACAUGGAGAAUAUGUUGAAGUGAAUUUAGAUCCAGAAGAUGAUGAAUGUGACUAUGAAUAUCUUGAAGAUGAAACAGUUAGAGAGACCGACAUCAGAGAAGAAUCUACAGAUGGUAUGGAUUUUUGCGAAGGUGACUCAGAAUAUAUACCUGAAGACUCCCAAUCGCCACGAAGACGAGAUAAGCACCGCUUCACAAUGUUGAAGCCGUGGCAACAACGGUCAUUUGUAGCAGAACUACGGGAGAAUCAUGAGGAACUGAGAGAAGACAAGGAGUUAUUGAUUAACACACUCGGUAGGAUUAUGUCAAUGGCCAAGCCACCACCACCACCACAGGACUACUUUGUAAUGGAAGGUGUAAUGUUUGCGUGCAUAUAUUGUGGACAUGUGUCAGACACACUGCCUGCAGCAGGUCGCCAUUACCAGGAGAAGCAUGGAGAAAGAUAUUUAGUCUGCUUUGCCUGUGGAGUCGAUUUUAGAAGUACUACGAAUCUAUACAAGCAUGAGAAGCGUUGCGUAGCUCCGGACGCUGAGAUAGUACUGCGGGCGCGCGCCGUGUGCCUGGGGCGCAAGGGACGCGGCCGACCCUUCCUCACUAACGACCCCUAUAUCAAUCAUGGUCAACGCCAUAAGUAUCCAUGUUCCUUAUGCUCGGCCGUAUUCAUAACGAAGAGUAACCUGAAGUCCCACGAGAACUUACACCGCGGCGAGCGACCGUACCGGUGUCACGCCUGCCCGUGCGCAUACGCAUCUAAUUCCGCACUCUCACGACACGCGAAAAAGCACACCGGGGUCCAAUAUAUUUGCGACCACUGCGGACGGUCCUUCAACAUCAAAGCUGCGCUGGUCGCCCACAUGGACACACACAACGCGGUGCGUAAGCACCCGUGUGAGGAGUGCGACCGUCGCUUCGCCCAGAAAUGUGCUCUGAACCUCCACGUGUACAGGGUCCACAGGAACUUACCGCCACCCUGCCCCUGUCAGAUCUGCCCUAAAAGAUUCCAACGAAUGUCGUUACUCAAAGAACACAUGAAGAAGCAACAUGGAAUGUCUAUAAUGACUAGGAAGAUGUUCUUCAAAGCCCUACCAACCAUGACAGAGUUAGAAGUAAGAGAAUCGAAAGUCAUUCGUAAAGACGAAGAAGAAGAUAUGCUGAGUUUCCUACCACCACCAGUUAAAAUAAAGACUGAACCGGACAUUGAAAGGAAACAGGACAACGGACACUUAUACACGAUAAAAAAAGAAAAUGAAACAAACAUUAUUUACAUUCAAAAUGGUGAAGUUAUUAAAAUGGAGAAAGAUGACGAUGAAGUCCUAUUUGAGGUAGAAAAUAUUGUUGACGGACAGAUCUUUGUUAAAGCCCUUGAUAACAGUACAUUUAAAGGUGAUUUUAGUGACCUUAGCGCUUUGGUAAGUACUUGAUAGUUUGUGCCAAAAAGACUUGUUCCUAUUAUCGUCUUUAUAGUCUUAGUGAUAAGCUUUAAAAUAUGGUUGCAAUAACUCAAGAGGAUUGUUUAAAGCAAUUUAUUGAUUGAUUGAAAAUUAAUUUAUUUACUUAAAUGUUGAUUUCAGUGAAGAGGUAAAUAUUCGGUUGCGAAUCGCGUCUGUGGUUCGGCUUUCGGGUCACAGUACUGUUGAAUAUUUUGAUUUGAGAUCCUCUGUCUCAGUACGACAAUAAAAAUAACGCGUGUUUGCAAUAGAUUAGGCUAGUUGCCAGGAUAAGAAUAUUAAAAAUCUAAUUAGUCCGUCAGUUAGAUAAUGAAAAAAUA
Messenger RNA from Spodoptera litura, 2026 nucleotides. RefSeq lists its product as uncharacterized. Gene Ontology annotation, biological process: regulation of transcription by RNA polymerase II. Gene Ontology annotation, molecular function: DNA-binding transcription factor activity, RNA polymerase II-specific; RNA polymerase II transcription regulatory region sequence-specific DNA binding. Gene Ontology annotation, cellular component: nucleus. The record is from RefSeq and is a predicted model, not a curated record. Lineage: Eukaryota; Metazoa; Arthropoda; Insecta; Lepidoptera; Noctuidae.